This is a messenger RNA of Pseudophryne corroboree (corroboree frog), 12977 nucleotides long. It is a transcript of the gene PKHD1L1, whose product is annotated as PKHD1 like 1. The transcript is spliced from 78 exons. Lineage: Eukaryota; Metazoa; Chordata; Amphibia; Anura; Myobatrachidae. The coding region runs from base 1 to 12642 and encodes 4213 amino acids. The record is from RefSeq and is a predicted model, not a curated record.
AUGAAAAGUAAUUUCAACAUAGGAAUAAUUUCCAAGGAGCAAGUCCAAAAUGGACAGCUGAUGGUUUCUCAGAUUACGCCCACAACUGGCAGUGUGAACGGAGCAACAAGAAUUACAAUUGAAGGACAAGGCUUUGCAGAUGCCAACCAGUUCAAUUACGGAGAUGGCAACACCAACUUGGGCAACAGCGUCCAGCUUGUUUCCUCGUCCCUUUCAAUCCCGUGUGAUGUGGAGAAAGAUGCCAGCCAUGCCACACUGAUCACCUGCUACACAAGGCCUAUGCCGGCAGAUUAUUACAUGGUGCGUGUGAGCGUAGACGGUGUGCCUGUUGACACAAAAAACAUUUGCAAUGGAUAUUUCCAAUCCUGGUGGUGUAUGUUCCAGACAGAUAUGUACUACAGCCCCGUGAUUAACAGUAUAGCGCCGCAAACUGGAUCUCCAGGAUCGAUGAUCACAAUCGCAGGCAAAAUCUUCACUGACGUCUAUGGCAGUAACACGGCUUUGAGUUCCAAUGGGAAAAAUGUCCGCAUUCUAAGAGUUUAUGCAGGAGGGAUGCCGUGUGAUCUGCUGGUACCUAAUUCUGAUACACUGUAUGGACUACAGCUUGACAGUGUCUACAGCGAUACAGGCUCAAUGAUCUGCUAUUCCACCGGGACGUAUGUCGGGCAUCUCAAUAUCAGCUUUAUUCUAGACAGCAAUUAUGGAAGGAGUUUUCCAAGUCUGGCCACAUACUUUGUGUCUUCCCUCAAUAAAAUUGCCAUGUUCCAGACCUAUGCAGUGAUUACUGGGGUCUUCCCAUCUGCCGGGAGCACGCAAGGAGGGACAAUUGUCACAAUAACCGGACAGUACUUCGACCAAACCGACGCUCCAGCCAAAGUGCUUGUGGGAGGUCAGGAAUGCCUGGUUCUCGGAUUAACAGACACAACAAUAACUUGCAGGACACCGCCAAAGCCACCCGUUCUCCCUGCUCUCUUCCCAGGAAGCCGAGGACUAAAGAUGGAGAGAUGGAACUCCACUGUCUCAGUGAAUAAUGCAGUAAUGUUAAAUGAAAACUCAACAGGCUACGUUGGCGCCUCUUGGAUUGAUGGAUCAUCGAGAUCUUGGCCACUGGAGACUUCUGCUUUUAUUGCACGUUUCAGUGGCUUCUUUGUGCCCCCAGAGACAGAUUACUACAAUUUCUAUAUCAGGGGAGAUGAUACAUACGCCCUAUAUUUCAAUGAAACCGGUGACCCAGCAGGCAAGGUACAAAUUGCGUAUGGUGGUUACUACGCAACAUCUUACUUUUGGUAUCCAUCACAGAAGUCAAAGACUUUUCUCCUCCAGAAGGGACAACUAUGUUACUUUGAGGCAUAUAUCCAGAAUUACUACUGGUCUGCCAGAAUGGAUGUUGGAUUAUACAAACGAGAAAGCUCAUACACGGACCAACAAACAGUGGAUGCAGAAAAUGAGGUGCAGGCCAUACAGUCCCGAAGUGACACAGUUCUAGAACAGCAGAUCAUAACUUUACAAAACUGGGACACACCACAAAAAGCAGUAUAUGAAGUUCAAACAAUUACAGUGACCAGCAAUUGUACUUCCCUGUGUCCACCCAUGUAUUACACGCUCGCCUACGGGACUGAGGAAACAGUUCCCUUGUCAGCGGAUGCGAGUGCUGCUGAUGUCCAGGCAGCAUUAAACCAGAUAUGGUCCAUACAACCGGACACGGUGAUCGUAGAACAGGAUAAUUCAGGGGUCUACACCGUCACCUUCGUUUCACAAAGAGGGGACUUCCAACUUCUUACGUAUGGCAUUCUGUAUGGAAGUAACAUUACACUGGAUAUUGAGGAGAAGACUAAAGGGGCUUCGGAUAUGCAGACUUUCACACUAGUAUGGGACAAUGUCUACUCCAAACCUUUGUCCGUCAGUGCAUCCUCUGCACAGGUACGAAGCGUGAUACUAGAUAUGGUUAGCGCACAAUGCCCGGACGCCAUAGCUAAACAAGCGGAAAGUUUAUCAGUCAAAUACUUCAGGAACUACGAAACUGAUUUCUCCUCGCAAUCUUACUACAGGGGCUUUGUAACAAGUGAGACUGAAGCAUUUUGCGGACGGUAUUCCUUGAAGAAUCCAUCAGUGUUGUAUGAUUCAGCGGAGGCGUCGUACGGUCCCCUAUCGCUCACUUUGUAUAGCAAGCUCUGCUUUGCCUAUAAAGGACUAGUGACAAGUUACAUUGGGCUCUAUUUCCAAUAUGAAGACAAGAGCAGUCUUGGCACAGUUACCACCAUAAGUGCCAAUUUCUACUACAACUUUGUACCAGGGAACAGCUGGACGUACACUUGCAUAGAUUUGCUGAGCCUCGUGAAAACCCAAUACUCCGGUAGGAACUUCAACGUGCUCUCCAUCAGCUUAGCGUCCCCGCAGGGUUACUAUGUGGACGUCCUGUACAUUGGACAGACCGUAACAACAAGUGACUUCAAUGGUAAAGUUAUGAGACGGGCACCAGCUUUGUCAAACGAUGGAAUUCUACUCAGCGAUGUCAGUGUGGCCAGCACAGUCCUUAGCACAUACAGAAGCCAGUAUACCGUCACCAUUACGCCAUACAACUGCGGAUACAAUUUCCCCCUAUUUGCUGUUGGAUUAGCAGAGGUACGUGCGGACAUAAAUAGCCAUACUGCCAUCUACGGUACAUCGUCAUGGACCACUGGGUCCUCUAUCCAAAUAAACCGCACCCAGACAGCGUCUCCUCCCAUUGGGGGAACAUUUAGUAUCCAAGCUUAUGGGAAAGAAAUAACAGGCCUUGCUGUGGACAUAUCAGCAGUUGAUCUAAAAUACGCCCUAGAAACCGUCCCGGAUAUGGGACAAGUAUCUAUCAUAUCCAGCUAUGGAGACUGCAGGGGAUACACGUCACAGAUAAAGUUCCUCACAGCGACGGGAUACCAGCCUCUCUUACAGGUAAACGAUUCCGCUGUCACCGGCUUAAAUGCUGCAGUAUCCGCAGUAAAAAUUAGCAGUGGAGGCCUGUUUCGCCAGCAGAUACUUGGGGAUCUGUUGAGGACGGUGCACAAUACACCACAGAUUGAAGUCUACAUAAAUGGUCUCCCAUCAAAAUGCUCCGGAAACUGUGGCUACACCUGGAGUGCGCAACAAACACCAGUUGUUCAUUCCCUGAAUACAGUUGUGAGCGGGGAAGACCAGUUGCUGAUAAUUAACGGAAGCGGGUUCUCUAACAGUUUUGCCAAAGACACAACCUCCGUCACAAUCGGCAAUCUCUCCUGCACAAUUCUUAGCCUCACCGCUAAUAAUAUCAGCUGCCUGGUACCGGAGGUGAGCGCAGGAACGUUCCCGGUCACAGUGUACAUUGCAGAAGCUGGAUUUGCAGUAUCCAGUGGUGUAGACCUGACCUUCACCUACCAGAUCACUGUCUCCUCUAUUGCGCCCUCGUCAGGAAGCCUUGCAGGGGGCACACUGGUAACCAUUCUUGGCAUGGGAUUUAGCGGUAACACAACAGUGGAGCUCGGCAACAGUUCCUGUAAUGUUAUCUUUGCCAACCUGAGUAUGAUUCAGUGCCGGACCUCUGCAGGCUCAUCUGGCACUUUUGAUGUUAUUGUUUCCACCAAUGGACUUAAUGGAACAUUGCCGAAUGCCUUCAGUUACACCUCUGUGUCUGCUCCAACCAUAACCGGCACCAGUCCAACCAGCAGCACAGUUUUGGGCAACACAACCCUGACCAUUUCAGGCUUUAGCUUCGGCAGUCAGACAGCAUCCAGCUCUGUUAUAAUUGGAGAUCAGGCGUGCCAGCUUCUGGAGUGGAAUGCAACAUAUAUUACGUGUCUUCUUCCUGCGCUUCCCCCAGGGACGUACGCCGUCUUGGUAGAAGUUGAAAGCUGGGGAUUUGCCAUAUCCAAUAUGGGCAAUGAAGCGUCGAUAAUAUACAUUCUAGAUGUGAACGGUAUCUUCCCGCAGUAUGGAUCCCUAUACGGAGGUUCUCAGAUCACUGUGACGGGAUUAGGAUUUAGCUCUGUCCCAGAAGAUAACCAAGUAACCAUAGGUUCUCUCCCAUGCAUCGUCACUGCGAGUUCCAACAAUGAGCUGACAUGUGAUAUCCAAAGACCUGGAAAUGUGUUUACUGUAACGAAUGCUGGAAAAGACGCAGUAUAUGGCUUGGGCUACGCCUGGUCACCGCCGCGGCUGGAUAUAUCCACAGGAGACACGGUGGUUUGGCAAUGGCAGUCUCAGCCCUUUAUACUGGGAAUAGGAUACAGAGUAUUCUCAGUGUCGGAUCCUUCCAACCUCACCCACGAUGGCAUUUCCUUCAACAGUGGUGCCCGAGCGCCCUCAGGUGUCUUUUCAUAUCAGUUCACAUCUCCGGGGACCUAUUACUACAGCAGUGGUUACGUUAACGACAGACAGACCAUAUUUAUGCAAGGGACGAUCGAUGUAUCGCCAAUCAGUGAUCACACCAGCGCAGUGACUUUAUCAGUAGGAGGGAUAGAGGCCAGUUAUAUUCCAGGUAAAGUAGCCAGACCUCUGAGGGAGAUUGACGGCUGCGCUACCCCGGAUCCACCUUGUCCUCAGCUCACCAACUUCUCUUCCAGCAAUAAUUCUUUAUGGUUUGGGUUCUCAAGUUGUUAUUCACCAUCAAUCACUAGCAUCACCCCAACCUCUGGAACAAUACAUGACCCAAUAACCAUCAACGGAACUGGUUUCAGUAACCUCACGUGCGGAAACAAGGUCUUGAUUGGAUCAUAUCCAUGUGUGGUGUCCUCCGCCGAUGAGAAUUCAGUAACGUGCAAUGUAGAUCCUCAGGGUUCCAUGGAUGUUGGGGUUGCAGAAAUGGUGUCUCUUACAGUAAACAAUCGUGGAAAUGCCAUCAACACUUUAAAACUUGAGCUGGAAAGACGAUUUGCCCUGUUGCCUCACAUUGACUCUGUCACGCCAACCACUGGAUCAAUCACUGGAUCUACAAGGAUAACCAUACACGGGUCGGGCUUCUCAAAUACAAAUGACAGCACCACCAUCACAGGUUUAGGUUGUACAAUCUUGUCUGUGAAUUACACGGAUAUUGUAUGUGACACUCUGCCCGCUUAUGCCCACAGCGUUGAUGUUGAAGUUGCAAUCAAUGGAAUCCCCACCCAGUGCAAAAGAUCCUGCAGCUAUAUGUACUCCGCUGCAAUGAUACCUAGUGUAUCAAGCGUUAAUCCAGCCGUAAUACGUAACACCUCCACCACGUUAUAUGUCAGUGGUCUUGGUUUUGGAACAGAUGUGAAUGACGUAGCUGUUUAUGUCGGAGAUUAUCCGAUAAACGUGGUGGAUGUCAAUGAUACAGAUAUUAUAAGUAUUAUAGAUCCUGUCCCUGCUGGUUAUUAUCCAGUGAUUGUUAUUGUCCACAGCAAAGGUUUGGCACAAGGCCCUGUCACCAUCAACAGCCCUGCUGAAGCCACUCUCUUGACAGCCUCCGGAAGUGUUGUUGGUGGGAGUCUUCUACGCAUAGAAGGCAAUGGAUUUCAUCCUAACUAUACUGCUGUAAAAAUUGACGGCACUCUAUGCCCCAUUGCAGCAGUAACUCCCGGUAGCGUUGAUUGUAUCACUCCUCCUAGCACAGCCGCCAAAACUGCCACCGUUAUCAUCGACAUACCCUCCCUAUCUUAUCCGCCACUCAGCUUUCUCUAUUCAGAGGCGGACACCCCAACAGUGACUUCAGUUCUUCCAGAAACAGGUCCAUCAGGGACUGCCGUCACAGUGUCUGGCUCACUUUUUGGUUUGGAUGCCUCACAAAUCCUGGUGAUCAUUGGCAAUGCCUUGUGUAACAUCACAGCAGUGUCUGAUAGCCAGUUGAACUGCACCGUUGGGGACAACUGGGGCGGCACAUUCCCUGUAACCGUGCAUAACGAGAAAGGGUUUGCAAGAUCCGGUGCAGCAUUUACAUACGAACUUAGUAUCGACAGCGUCUCUCCAAAUCAAGGCAGCUUUGGUGGAGGAUUAGUUCUGACAAUCUCCGGCUCUGGUUUUGCCGAGCAUCUUUCCAAUGUACUCGUCUGCAACUCUUCAUGCACAGUAGACAGAGUGAGAUCCAAUGCAAAUUUCCUAUUCUGCGAAGUGCCCGUGAGUAAUGGUACCAAUACCACUUCCCAAAGCUGUAAUGUCCAGGUCAUAAAUGGAAAUUCUUCUGUCCAGAUCAAUAACUCCUUUUCUUACUCUUCUGCAUUAACCCCUGUUAUAUAUGAUGUCACCCCUAAAAGAGGAGGCACUGCCGGGGGAACAAGACUCACCAUUACCGGAUCCCAGUUCAGCAUGAACACAUCAAGUAUGACUGUCACAAUUGCACAAGCUGUUUGUAAUAUUCAGUCAUCUAACAGCACCCAGAUCGUUUGCAUAACAAGUGCUCAAUCACCUUCACGAAGAGCUAAAGUCAGGGUGUUCAUCGACGGACAAGGAAUUGCUAAAUUGGACAAUGCUGACUUCUUCUACAUUGACGUCUGGUCCUCUAAGUACACCUGGGGAGGUGAGUCGCCCCCAGACGAAGGGUCAUUGGCCGUAAUCACAGCAGGACAAACCAUAUUGCUGGAUCAGAGUACACCUGUGCUGAAGAUGCUGCUGAUUCAAGGAGGAACUCUGAUCUUUGAUGAGGCGGAUAUUGAACUGCAGUCUGAGAAUAUCCUUAUCACCGAUGGCGGCGUGCUUCAGAUUGGCACAGAGGCUGCCCCAUUCCAGCACAAAGCAAUUAUUACCCUACACGGUCAUUUACGAUCUCCAGAGUUACCUCUGUAUGGGGCAAAAACAUUGGCUGUGAGACAAGGAACAUUGGACCUACAUGGUAUCCCAAUACCUGUGACGUGGACCCGGCUCGCUCAGACUGCUGAGGCAGGAAGCUCUACACUGAUUCUACAGAAAAGUGUCACCUGGAAAGCUGGGGAUGAAAUAGUGAUCGCAUCGACAGGACACAGACAUAGUCAAAAAGAGACUGAGAAGCGCACUAUAGACUCCAUAUCUCCAGAUGGCAAAAAUGUGACUUUAACGGCGCCAUUGGUGUACAAGCACUUGGGUAUAUCAGUCACUCUACCUGAUAACACUGUGUUUGAAGCAAGAGCAGAAGUAGGUGUACUUACCAGGAACAUCCUCGUCAGAGGGAGUACCAAUGUGGAAUGGAGCGACACAAUACCAGCAUGUCCAGAUGGAUUUGAUACCGGUGAAUUUGCGACGCAAACUUGUUUCCAGGGCAGGUUUGGUGAAGAAAUAGGAAGCGACCAGUUUGGAGGAUGUAUAAUGUUUCAUGCUCCACAGCCAGAUAAACUUCUGUCCAUUGGAAGAAUAGAAUAUGUGGAGGUUUUUCAUGCCGGGCAAGCCUUCCGAUUAGGCCGCUAUCCGAUACACUGGCAUUUAAUGGGCAAUGUCCAGUACAAGUCCUAUGUACGAGGCUGUGGAAUCCAUCAGACCUACAACAGGGCAGUCACCAUCCAUAACACUCACAACCUGCUUGUCGAACACAACGUCAUCUAUGACAUCAUGGGAGGGGCGUUCUUCAUUGAAGAUGGCAUUGAGCACGGAAAUAUACUCCAGUACAACUUGGCUUUAUUUGUCCAACAAAGUACCAGUCUACUCAAUGACGACGUUACUCCAGCGGGCUUCUGGGUGACCAAUCCCAAUAACACAAUUAGGCACAACGCAGCUGCCGGUGGUACACACUUUGGCUUUUGGUACAGGAUGCACAAUAACCCCGAUGGAUCUUCCUAUGACCCAAACAUCUGCCAGAAGCAGGUCCCGCUUGGGGAAUUCUACAAUAACACUGUUCACUCUCAGGGGUGGUUUGGCAUAUGGAUCUUUGAAGAAUAUUUCCCCAUGGUAACAGGCUCCUGCUCUUCCACUACACCAUCCCCAGCUAUCUUCAAAUCUCUGACCACUUGGAAUUGCCAGAAAGGUGCAGAAUGGGUGAACGGCGGUGCCCUCCAAUUUCAUAACUUCACUAUGGUCAAUAACGAGGAUUCCGGCAUAGAAACCAAAAGGGUCGUUUCAAGUUACGUCAGUGGCUGGGGAGAGAGUGGUGGAGCUGUCCUGAAAAAUGCUAUCAUUGUGGGUCAUCUGGAUGAACUAGGACUCGGCUCCAAUUACUGCACCGCCAGGGGCAUCACGCUUCCAUUCGACGAAGGACUCACAGUUUCUUCCGUGAAGUUCAUGAAUUUUGACCGUCCAAACUGCGCAGCGAUUGCAGUUACAUCGAUUGUCGGGCUCUGUACAGAUAGGUGUGGAGGCUGGAGUGCAAAGUUUGAUGGGAUCCAGUUCUUCAAUUCAUCUAACAAGGCAGGAUUCAGAUGGGAGCAUGAAGUGGUUUUAAUUGACACAGAUGGGACCCUAACAGGGAUGACGGGAGCUAAAGUAGUACCAGAAAGUAGGCUGCUCGAUCCCUCACAGUGCAGCCAAAGCAACGACUGGAGCGCCGGCUUCCCCGGUUAUGUCUGUAAUUCUACCGUCAGCUUUCACCGACUGGGCUUUAAUAACCCAACCCCGUCGUCUCUCCUUGGGAAAAAUGCUAUAAUUUCCAACUCUUUCGGCGUCAGCGUUGUUCCCUUCCUACAGAAACGCCUGACCCACGCUCCUGGUUGGAUGGCCCUGCUGCCUGACUCAAACUCUUACAACUGGUAUUUCCAAAACGCGGCUUUCACCACAAACAUCUCUUACUCAUCCACUUUCUACGGAUUCAAGAGUGAGGACUAUGUGCUAAUGUCCCACAACUUUACUCAACGGCCGGACCAGUUUAGAAUAAUCGAUGUGCGUAAUGGUUCCAGCCAGCCGCUGACCUGGAGCAAUAACAGCAACGGAGACUGGUAUUUUAAUGACAACACAACUACACUGACCUACCUAGUGUCUGGAAAACGCAAACUCCGGAGGCGGGCCGUGGCAGGGAGGCUGGACCCAACUAUGUCUAACACCAACGUAAACCUGCUGGUCUACCAAUGCUAUUUCCAGAACUGCAUCCCCCCUCCUCCUCCAACUAAAGCAACGUUAAACCCAUCAUUGCAUGAUCUGUGGUCUAAUGACUCCUUCUGGGACUCUUCAGUAGAAAACAACAACACUGUCCCAAAAUCGGGAUCUACUGUUGUGAUCCCGGCAGGCCGGUGGGUUGUAGCUGAUGUAGAAAUCCCUCCUCUGCAAACACUGAUCAUUUACGGCGUCUUGGAGUUGAGAAACCUCACAGCCAACUCAACAGCUCAAUCUGCUGCCACCUUCAACACUACUGUCCUCAGUGCUACUUACAUCUCCAUACAGGGUGGAAGAUUAAUAGGAGGCACAGAGAGUGACUCAUUCCAGGGGGAACUACAUAUUAUAUUAAAUGGAAACCAUUCAACCCCCGAAUUCCCAUUGCCAAAUGGACCGAAUCAGGGCUCAAAAGUUAUAGGUGUCUUUGGGGAACUUGACCUACAUGGACUUCCUCGCUCAGUAUAUAAAACCAGGCUGGCAGAGACGGCACCGGCAGGAUCAGUAUACAUCAAUUUGGUGGAGCCCGUAGACUGGAAGGUGGGGGAGGACGUUCUCAUCACCACCACCAGCUAUAGCACUUGGCAGACAGAAACCAGGAGAAUCGUCGCUGUUUCACUUGACCAGAGAAGUUUCACUUUAAAUGUAUCGCUCAACUUUACCCACUCUGCUCACACCUAUCAAAUACCAAACACAACCCUGAAUUACACUCUAGCGGCUGAUGUCGCCCUGCUUAGCAGAAACAUUAAGAUCAUUGGCCAGGAUUACCCUGGGUGGUACAGUGAAUCGUUUGGUGCCCGUGUCCUCGUCAGCUCCUUUAAAGCAAACAAUAUGGUAUAUCAAGGCAGUGCACGAAUAGAGAAUGUUGAAUUCUACCACACCGGUCAGGAAGGCUACAGAGAUCCCACAGACCCACGGUAUUCAUUGGCGUUUCUCAACCUUGGAGAGGUGUCUUCAAAUGAUUCCUACGUUAAGGGGUGCGCCUUCCACAAUGGAUUUUCUCCAGCAAUCGGUGUUUUUUACACAAAUGGAAUAGACGUCGAUGACAAUAUUAUCCAUUUCACCGUAGGAGAAGGAAUCAGAAUAUGGGGAGAACGUGUAAACGUCAGAGGGAAUCUGGUCGCUCUUUCCGUCUGGCCCGGUAACUACCAAAACAGACAGGAAGCAACUAACAUCCUGUGGCACGCUGGCAUAGAGAUCAAUGCAGGCACCGAUAUCGUGCUUCAGAAUAAUGUGGUUGCUGGGUUUGAAAGAGUUGGAUAUCGCAUCAACGGAGAACCCUGCCAAGAUGUCCCUAAUCCCAAUCAGCAAUGGUUCAACAAUGAGGCACACGGAGGGUUAUACGGGGUCUACAUGAAUCAAGAUGGGCUUGACGGCUGCUCUCUUGUCAGAAGAUUUACAGUAUGGAAAUGCUGGGAUUACGGCAUUUACAUCCAGAUCGUCCCCUCGGUGCAGAUCUCUGAAGUGUUACUCGCAGAGAACGGGAUGGGGGUGCUGUCUAUUAUAUACACCCCUGCUUCCGUCACCCACCAAUAUUCCAACAAAACCGUUCAGAUCUCGAACUCCUUGCUCAUUGGAAGUAGCCCAGAUUUUGAUUGCAGUGACGUCUUGACGGUCAGCGAUCCCAACAUCGCACUUUCUAUGAUCCAUCGCAGUUCCCGGCCUCUGACAGGUGGCAGAAGUGGCAUCAACUGGCCAACCUUUGCCUCUGGCCAUAAUGAGGCGCCAGGACACCCGCAUGCAGGGAUAAUGAGCUACAAUGCAAUCAGCGGCCUCAUGACCGUGACAGACACAACGUUUGUGGCGUACCGGAACGUGUGUUCUGGGGAGGCCAAUGUGAUAUUUAUGACAAACCCAGAGAAUGAAGACUUGCAGCACCCCAUAGAAGUCUCCAGAAUAGCCAUGUUCAACAGUUCCGUGGACCAGAAAGUGUUCAUCCACCGACCAGAUGUGACCAAAGCCAACCCAUCCGACUGUGUAGACAUGGACUGCGAUGCUAAGAAGAAGGCGCUGCUGAAAGAUCUUGAUGGCUCUUUCCUGGGGGCAGUUGGUGCUGUGGUGCCGCAGUCGGAAUAUCAGUGGAACGGAGACCCAAGAGACGGCCUCGGAGACUACCGCAUUCCAAAAGUGAUGCUGACCAGCCUGAACGGAAGCCGCAUCCCAGUGUCACAGGUGGCUCCAAACAAGGGGAUUAUUAGGGACAAUACCUGCGUCUACAUGUCAGCCUGGGAGAGCUAUAAAUGCAGCGGGCUGAACUACGAAAUGCUCGCCAUUGAGAGUCUAGAUCCAGACACCGAGACCAGGCGCCUUUCCCCAGUGGCUGUGCUGGAGAACGGAUAUGUGGACCUUAUUAAUGGUCCCCAAGACCAUGGUUGGUGCUCCGGCUACACCUGCCAGAAGAGAGUCUCCUUGUUCCACUCAAUAGUGGCGACAAACAAGACUUUUGACAUCUAUUUCACCAGCACCAGUCCCCAGAAUAUGCGUCUUAUGAUGCUGAACGUCAACAAUACAAAAUCCGUCCUUGUUGGAAUUUAUUUCUCAAAUCCCCAGCGCCUGGAUGUCUACGUUAACGGAGUCUAUAUAAACCCAACUAAUAUACAAUGGAAGGGAUCCGAUUUCACUUUACUGGGCCCGACUUAUGAUGGCCAGUAUAUGCCUCAGCUCAACUCCUCUGUAUUGGGAGAAAACUUCUUUGACAGCACUUACAACAUGCUGUACGUCUUGGUCAGAGGAUCCAGCCCGGUGGAAAUACAUACAUCUCCUCUGAUUGUUCUGGCGUUUAACCUCCCGGCACUGACAGUGGAUCAGUUUUACGGUGCCAACCUCGUCACCAACCUUGCGCUUUUCCUCAAGAUCCCUGCCAGCAAGAUCCGCAUUACGAAGAUAAUUGCUGAGGGUUCCAGGAGCAGGAAGAGAUCCGCAGGGGGGCUCACCGUUUCCGUGGAGAUUUCCGAUCCCCCCGCUCAGCAGAGAAACGAUACAAACUCAACGGGUGGAUUGACAUACUCUGACUUCCAGUCUUUGAGUAAAAAUUUGGCUUCUGCUUCAAUCAAUGGAAGUCUCAGCACUUUCCUAAAUGUUACUGUCUCAUCACUGUCCGUUUCCAGCCCUGUCCCAUCUCCUAGUGACCCCGCCUGGAGUCAGGUGGCAUCGCAGUCUGUCAACAGAACGGAGUCAUCAGGUGGAAGUUACUUGGCUGCUGUAUCCGCACUGAGGGUGAUCACUCAGCCGGUGGCAGGCCUGCCAGGAGCGAUGCUUUCCCAGCAGCCGUGUGUAAUAGCCGUGGAUUCCAAUGGAAACUGCGUCUCUGUAAGCGCGAGCGCAUUCUCACUGACGGCGACGCUGAAAGACUCGAACAACAACUACGUCAGCGAUGGACUCGGCGGAAACACUACAAUUUUGUUUGACAGCUGCUACGCCAACUUCACCGACCUUGUCCUGAAGCCAGCAGGGAGAGGAUACACACUGGAAUUCGUGCUAAACAAUGUCUAUGCACAGACGAGAUCGUUUGAUGCUAAAAGUUCAUCAGCCAGUACAGCAGACACUUCAACAGCCACUACCGCCACCACAGCCACUACCACCACAUCCACUCCCGGCAGUGGAAACUCAGCUGCUGCCAUCUACAGUCCCCUCCAAGUAUUGCUGCUGCUGGCCUGCACCCUGAUUGCCAUAAAUCUGUUUAUGGACGCUCUUUAAAAAAUAGACUGUCUCACAGUCCACCAAUCAGGAAUCGUGGAAAACAUGGCUUUAUGGAAGAAUACAUUGCUUCAUAUAGUGUAACUCCCAAAUAUAAAUGUAUACCAUGAACACAAUCAAUAUAAAUACUGUAUCCUACAUAUAUUAAAGAGAAAACGAAAACAAAUGAAGCUGGAAAGGAAGAGCUCAUGAUUCACCACUAAAGCUGGAAGCAAUCUGCCGUCAGGAUUUCCCCGUGGCGGAGUUAUGGACAUCAGUGGGAUCCUUGUUCUUCUUCGUUGAAUUUUGAUGUUUUUCCCUUUUGAAACAAUCAAAAUAAAGUCAUUCUAAUGUCA